CCUCAUAUUUCUGGUGUUUCUUCUGGAAUGUCAAUGGAUUCGUGGUGAAGAAGAACCAAGGCUUCCACUGGGAAUGUCGAAAGAAUUAUAUUGCGAGGGAUGUGAAGCUGCUAUAAAAGAAAUGGACAAAAAUCUGUCCAAGAAUGCAAUAGACAAUGUUAUGAUUAGGAUCGUAGAAGCUAUGGAUGCCGUGUGUAGCCCAAGGGUACUCACCGUUUACAAAUGGAGUCCGCCCAAAAUGACCAAGGCCUGCCUGCACGUAAUUGGCACAUACGACGAAGACCUGGAGGAACGACUCUACGAACAGUACAAAAACCCCGGCCGACCGAAGAUGCCCACGCAAGAGUUUGUUGACCACAUCUGUUACGACUGGAUAAAAGCCUGUGUGGAUGUGGACAGGGACUAUGAACCGGAUGAAAGCGUUGACGGGCCUGAGGGUGAAGGUCUGGAAUCCCAAGGAGGUAUGGCUGGACCGAUGGACCAUGACGGGAUCAGGACGAUGGGGGACAAUGGAGACGGCAACGAGAGUGAGUAUGAGACCACAUGGGAGACGGACAACGAAGCGGAGGAAGAGGGGACAGAUGUGGACAGUGACGAAAAGGAGAAGAUUGUUCCGGGCACUGGUCGCGCAACUCUUACUGAGUCUGGGAAGAAGUCGGAUGACGGGAAGGAUAUUUUGAAUCGCAAGGCGAAUGACUUUAAGGACAGUGGCGAUGAAGAUACUGGGAUGAGAUCGCAUCGGGAUGAAAAAAAAGAGGCUAGUGAUGGGAAGAAGAAAAAGAAGCUGCUGAUUGAUAACGAUGCUGAUAGGGAUGGUGAAUAUGAAGAUACGAAGAAGACAAGUAGAGAUGGUAAGAAGUUUAGUGAAAAUGUUAAGAAGAAUACUGCGGAUAAAAGGGAGAGGAAGAAACUACAUGUAUUGGUCGAUGACGAUGCUAGUGAUGAUAAUUAUAAAAAUACUGCCUGGACGGAAGAGGAGAAGGUGAAGCGUAGAGAGGCAAAUUACAUAGAUGAUGGUGAUGAUGGUGAUGAUGAUGAUGAAGUAGUUGAUAAGAAGGAAACUAAGAAAGGUAGUACUAAAGAUGAGUUAUAACCAUGAAGUUUGGUGGAUGUUUUUUUAACGUUAUAGGUAUCAUUCCCUCAAGUUACUUUUCAUAUUAAUAAAGUUUCUGAAUAAUUGUGGCUGGUAUAUCUCAUCUCUCUGAAAUACUAUUACAUAUUAUCAGGUAUACACUUGUGACUGGUUCUUGAUGAACUCUAAAAACAUUUUUACUGAGACUCAGUAUACUUUUUCUAAUUGCAAUGGCGUGUCAUAUUGCCCGCAGGUGACAAUCUAUACAGUUAUUUAAUGUGUAACUUAAAUGUUAAUUUUGAUGAUAUAAUUCUCGUUUAAAUACUUGCAAUCAAUAACAAACAAUUGGGGAAGUGUGAAAGACAUUGUUAUAUUAAUAUUGGGAUAAUUAUUGGAUUGCUAUUGUAAGAGUGAAUGAGAGGCAUCCACGUGUAACUAAAUUUGAACAAUAUAUGAAACGAAUUUUUUUCCCAGUUGCAUUUCCUGGUUAUUCACAGGCGCACUGAAUGCGAUUAAUUAAUAAAGCGCCAAUUGUUUAUUUUCAGAUAAUAUUAAUCUUAAUGAAAUCUAGAUGUAACUUUAGAAACUUUAGUUUUGUUGACUCGAUGUUAGGUGAUCAUUAGUACAUCAGCCCUGUGUAAUUAGGUUUUUUGUCGUGAUAUCGUAUCAAUGAAUUGGAUGUUUCCUAAAGGCCUCCAUACACUGCAUGACAAAAGUCAUUUAGUGGCUUAUUUCCAAAAAAAUGUUGCAAUGUGUAUACGAUUGUACGAAGUAUCCAUAUGUCCCGCCUUGUUGAAAGUUGUAUAACGUUAACCACAAAAGUCAAUAGGUGUGUAGAUGAUUACGACUAUUGUGACCGUGUUUCAGGUGGCCGUUCCGGCUUCAAACUCUUGAGUCAUCUUUUACAAAAGUCAUUCAGUGUGUAUUCACUCAGUGACCUUUGUGGACAUGUUUACCCCUGUGGAAAGCCUGUGGAAAGCUGUGGACAGCUAAAUUGAACUUGUUCAAUUUUUGGAGACCUGUUGCUCAUGGGACAGGAAGAUGGCUACUUGGUAUUUAGAAAAAAACAUCAAGAUUUUGUGACCUUCCGGGGGCGCAAGAAUGUCUUUUCAACGUCAAGUCCCCUCUGUUCCACGAUAGGAACGAAAAGAGGAAAAAGAUAGCCGAAAUCGCUACUGAAUUUGACGUCACCGGUAAGGUUCACAUUGGUAAUGUUGGUAAAUAUGCCCCGACCAAUUCCAAUACACGUUUACCCAAGAAAUAAAUGAACAAAAUAUUAAUAUCCAGUUUAAUAUUUUUGCUUGGAAGACAAUACAAGAAAAUUGGAUGUAAACCCUGUGAUUUUGAUUGCAAUUCAUCCACUACUUAUGAAUCAAUGUUCAUUGGUCGUUUAAAUUAGAAUGAGGACAGAGCAAAUCGCACGCGGAGCCACUUCUCUUUGCGUGCUACACAGGCUACAGUCCUAUAGUCCGAAGAUUCUGAGGCAAAAUCUAAAUGUCAUUCAUGUUGAUUUAUACUUGAGAGCUUGUACUGUUUUAAUGCCCGCCGUUGUUUAUGUUAACAGCAGAUGACGUAAUCAAGAAAAUCGCAUUUGUCUGGUUCGUCUUCGCCGAAUGAUGAUAAUGAGAGACAGACAUACCGAUGCGACCAGUUCGGUGUCUGCCAUGGUUAUGAAGUGUGACGUCGGUGUAGAAGAGUUUUAGUCAUUGUUGACGUGUCAUGAAUGUGUAGUGACCAGUCAACAACUUUGGAAAGUCGAAAAAAUAUUUGUGGCAAAUGGUGAUUUCUGUGUCCUGUCGGGAUCAUUUUGUAGCAAAUGUCGAGUGUCACCUGGAAACAUAUGUCGCAGGUGCGUUUUGGACGUCCACAUGUCUAUCAGUGUGUGGAGAAAUUUCGAUUUCUGUGGAAUGUCACCAGAAUGUCUUUUGUCGAAGAUGACUUUUGUAGCAGCUGAUUUCUACUUUUGUCAUGUAGUGUAUGAAGGCCUUAACAUCUACAAUAAUACAGAGCGAUCAAGUUUUCUCCACUGUGAUUUUAAACAUCUUCUUUUAUGUUAUACAGAGGUAUUGGGAAUGAAGGGAAUAAGUGGAUUCAAUUGCAAUGGGACUAAUACACGUUAACAUGGGUUACUGUACAGAUGUACAUGUAUACGGCAUUUCCCGCGUAUCUCCGUGUCUGACACCGUAGUCUGGCCGCACGUACACCACCUGAAAAUGGACCACCAAUCUUGGUUCGCGAACCAAUGCCGCACCAUCGAAAAUCCACCAAGCGCUUACACCAGCGCUGCAGCUAGUUAUAAAAUCCGGCUACAGAUGGCGCGCAAACAAUAAGCAGAAAGCGCCAUUUCGAAAACGCCGCCUGGAGCCGAACCAUCUAACUAGCUAAUUGCCGAUCCAUUUGCUCGUACACCACGACAAAGCCGAGCUUUUAACAAGCCGGGCGAAUUUGGACCAUCAAGCUUGGUGGGACAAAUUCGCCCGGCAAUUUGUAUCGGCAAUGGAUUGCCGAACCAAUUUGUCGCGGCAAUGUGGUGGUGUACGUGCAAUUGGUCCACCAAUAUUUCGUGGUGUAAGCGCAAAAGGGAAAUUGAUUAAAUUUGAUUUAUCUGUACACAAAUACAUAACAGUUAUAUAACAAUGCAUGUUUAUUGUCGUAUGUUGUGUUUGAUGGUUUUAUAAUGUAAAUAGUCUGUUAAUGGGAUUGUUGAA
Messenger RNA from Lineus longissimus, 3780 nucleotides. Its product is annotated as protein starmaker-like. NCBI's taxonomy places the organism in Eukaryota, Metazoa, Nemertea, Pilidiophora, Heteronemertea, Lineidae. The transcript is spliced from 5 exons. The record is from RefSeq and is a predicted model, not a curated record. The coding region runs from base 74 to 1093 and encodes 339 amino acids.